AUGUUGAAACUGUAUUUACUGGUGGCACUUUUUGCUAGCAUUUGUCUAGCUAACCCUUUUCGUGACCGAUCACGGGAGUUCGACACAUACAGAUUACCUAAUACAACAGUUCCAACGCACUAUAGCUUGUACCUGGACACCAAUGUCCAUAUUGGAGAGUUAGAAUACAAGGGCAAUGUUCAAAUCAGUAUAACGGCUCUCGAACAAACCCGACAGGUAGUGCUUCACAGUGUUCGAAGUGUGAUCAACCGUCUGGAACUUCUUAACAGCCAACAACUGGCUGUUCCAAUUCAUGGUUACGAGUUCGAUGAGGAUAAACAAUUUUUGAUCGUGAAUACUAAGGAUACUUUAGCCGUUGGAACGAACUACGUUCUGGAUAUCGAUUUCACUAAUUCGUUGGAUCGUACCGACAAAGCUGGAUUUUACCAUUCAUACUACCAGGCAGCCGAUGGAGAGACAAGACAUCUAGGAGUGACACAGUUUGAACCGUGUGACGCGAGAUCAUCUUUUCCGUGCUAUGAUGAACCCGGCAUAAAGACCACGUACGAUGUCAAAAUUGCGUGCGGAGUCGAAUACAACGCUAAAGCCAAUGCACCAGCGCUAGGAAUAACCCUUUUGCCAGAAGGAAAAAAACUCACCACCUUCCAAAGAACCCCACGAAUGCAAACCUACCUAGUGGCGUUCCUAGUUUCGGACUUCGUUUCCGAACGGCAAAUUUCAAGUGAGCCUAAACAACUGGCCGUUUCAACCCUUGCUCGGCCAACGGCACGGGAUCAGCUCACCUAUUCGGUUGAUGCAUCAGUUCGAUUCAUACGCGAGAUGGAAAAAUAUUUCGACUACAGUUAUGCCAUGUCCAAAAUUGAUAACGUAGCCGUCGACGACGAUCAAUUCGGCGCCGGAGCAAUGGAAAAUUGGGGUUUGGUUACUUAUCGUGAGUCCACACUUCUGUUCGAUCCAUCAGUGCAUGACGAACAAAGACAGCGGAAUGUGGUAGGCAUAGUUGGUCAUGAAUAUACACAUCAAUUCUUCGGAAAUCUGUUGGCUCCCAAGUGGUGGUCUUAUCUGUGGCUAAACGAAGGAUUCGCACGGCUGUACCAAUACUACGUGGCGGAAUUUAGUCAUCCAGAGUUUAACAUGCGAGAACGAUUUUCAACGGUUCGCGAAACCGCUUUGAACACCGAUGCCAGCCCGACUGUUCGUCCGAUGACCCAUUACGUGGAAACUCCAACGGAAAUAAGCAGACUGUUCGACAACAUUGCCUAUGCCAAAGCUGCCAGUGUUCUUCGUAUGUUUAGCUACGCUUUCACAGAACCUACAUUCCAGAAGGGCUUACAGUAUUACAUAAAACAAAACAAAGACGGAGUAGUAGAGGAGCAAGACCUAUUCGAUAGUCUAGCACAGGCUGUAGAAGAAGACGGUAAGCUCGCUUCUGGUAUGACUGUGCACGAGCUGUUCGGAUCAUGGUCUAAUCAACCUGGUGCACCGGUAGUUACUGUUAAACGCGUUGGAGAAACGAAUACGUUUUCGUUCAGUCAAGAACGAUUUUACAAUGAGCCACAGGACAAUCCUGGUUCACAAUCUUGGUGGAUUCCGAUAACUUACUUUACCCCCAGUAGCAAUGGUAUUUACAACUCGAGUGCCGCUUUCUGGAUGCCACCAGGCAAACAAGAAGUGGAAUACGAGGUGGAUCUUCAAGAGAAUGACUUUGUGCUCAUCAAUCCACUAGCCAGAGGUUAUUAUCGCGUAAAUUACGAUCCCCAAACUUGGGAAAGUCUCAUCUACAAUCUUUACGAGAACACUAAGUCCAUAGAUAAAUUAUCGCGAUCGCAGCUAAUUGACGAUGCUAUGAAUCUAGCUCAUGCUGGUAGAUUAGAUUACAACACAGCCUUUAAAUUGUUCGAAUAUUUACAGCAUGAAGUCGAAUAUGUGCCGUGGGCAACAGCCAAUGCUAAUCUGAAAUUUUUGAAACGAAUGUUGCGAAACGACUUGGAAGCAGUGAAAACACUAGAAAGCUACGCAGCACGACUUGCCAAGAACGUCCUUUCAGUUUAUGGUUAUAAUGCGCGUACAGAUGAAACCCUCGACGACAAAGAAGUGCGUUUGAUUGCCUUGGAAUGGGCCUGUGCAUAUGACCCACAAUGCCAGCUAGAAGCUGGGACACGGUUUGAAAAUAUGAGAAAAAGAACCGUUUUCUCUAUCCAAUCUAAAGCAGAACAGAUCAUCGUAUGCAACAAAGUUCGUGAAAUUGGUUAUAAUGAUUUCGCCAAUUUGUUGGAGUCUUUCAAGAGCAUACAUGAUUACGAUAAACGAAGCUAUCUCUUAGAAGCCCUUGCUUGCAGCACGGAUGAGGUUACUAUUCGUCAGUACUUGAACAAUAUUAUGACGCACAAUUUUGGAGGAAGCGAAAAAUUACGAGCUUUACAAGCAAUUUACCAGAACUCAUUUGAAGGCAUGCUGGCAGUAAUAGAAAUGUUCGACAGUCCGUCCAAUCUUAUGAAGGAAAUGAAAUGGAAUCAGCGAGAAUUUCAUGCCUUACUGGAGGACCUUGCUGAAUAUGCAGUUGAUCCGCUAGCAGCUGUUCAGUUGACAAAUUUUGUUCAAAGGGAGGCACCUGACCGGCUGUCUACCAUUCAGACCAAGCUCCAGUACAACCAAAACUGGAUCCAAAGAAACGCAGUGAUUGUAUCGGAAAUGCUAAAAACUUUUUAG
Messenger RNA from Sabethes cyaneus, 2709 nucleotides. Its product is annotated as aminopeptidase N-like. Gene Ontology annotation, molecular function: peptide binding; zinc ion binding; metalloaminopeptidase activity. The transcript is spliced from 7 exons. Bases 1 to 2709 code for a protein of 902 amino acids. The record is from RefSeq and is a predicted model, not a curated record. Lineage: Eukaryota; Metazoa; Arthropoda; Insecta; Diptera; Culicidae. Gene Ontology annotation, biological process: proteolysis; peptide catabolic process. Gene Ontology annotation, cellular component: cytoplasm.